Penicillium brevicompactum is the source of this 348-nucleotide messenger RNA. RefSeq lists its product as uncharacterized. NCBI's taxonomy places the organism in Eukaryota, Fungi, Ascomycota, Eurotiomycetes, Eurotiales, Aspergillaceae. The record is from RefSeq and is a predicted model, not a curated record. Bases 1 to 348 code for a protein of 115 amino acids. The transcript has a single exon.
AUGCCAUGGGAGCUUCCCCAAAACAUGCACACCAUGCCUCAAUCUUCCUCGCUACGAGAGAAGAGAUUGAAUCCUGAAGAAGACGACAUCGGGGUCUCAUUGUCAAAAGGUUCAACUCAAACUUGCUCUUACAGUGAUCUCUGCCCUAACACUAGCCUUGGGGCAGUUGCUAGCAUGAUGCCUCUUCCCUUGGCACAUCUAGCGGGCGACAUCACGAAUUUCGAUGGUAUCGGUGGUUCCUGUUUCGAGACCUCUACCAACGAUGGGCAUUCGGAUUCUAAAUACUCGAUCUCUGCCACGUUCUACACAAGUAUUCUGUGCCGGCUGGGUCUCAUGGACGACUGUUGA